This is a messenger RNA of Brassica napus (rape), 633 nucleotides long. RefSeq names its product protein HAIKU1-like. Bases 1 to 633 code for a protein of 210 amino acids. The transcript has a single exon. The record is from RefSeq and is a predicted model, not a curated record. NCBI's taxonomy places the organism in Eukaryota, Viridiplantae, Streptophyta, Magnoliopsida, Brassicales, Brassicaceae.
AUGGAUAGGCCACGGCAUAAUGAUCAGUUAGCUGUGAAAAUGACUGGGAAGAAGAUAAAGAAGGAGACUCCUUUACACCUACCCAAUGGUUACACAAGCAAGAACCGCUUAAGAAGAAGCAUUGUUCCACCGCUAACCUCUUCCCCGAAGAUUAGACCAGCUGCUCUGAUAAACCGGCCCCAUGAUGUUCCUCCUCCUCCUCCUGCCAUGACUCAACCAACUCGUAACGUAGCUAGACCACCAAUGAUGGGUCAUGCAGACCAGUUUUGGUCCAAUAUUGCAGUUGAGUCUCCUCUCUCGGUUUCUCUUCCUUCAGCUAGGUUCAGUGGUGGCGGGAUAUUGCCUACUCCUGUCUCUCUGUGCAUUCCCUCUCCUCAAAGCUCGUUUGGAGAUUCAGGACCCAAUAGAAACCAAAUGAAACCAUCAAGGUUCAAUGGUUCUACAUCAAGUGUACCCAUUUUGCCCUCUCCUACGUUCGACGGUCCCGGGAUAUUACCCACUCCACCAACAAGUUUCACAUCCUCAUCAAUGCCUCAAGCUGGAAUUCUUGGUCCGGGCAAGUUUCCUCGGCCUCCUCAUGCUUCUACUGCUCUUGUUUUCUCGCCAUUGCCAUUUGGAGAAAAUACUAGUUAA